Molecule: messenger RNA, 1811 nt
Organism: Helianthus annuus (common sunflower)
Lineage: Eukaryota; Viridiplantae; Streptophyta; Magnoliopsida; Asterales; Asteraceae
Product: probable acyl-activating enzyme 12, peroxisomal
Exons: 2
Coding region: 1-1677 (558 amino acids)
Source: RefSeq, a predicted model, not a curated record
AUGAAUCGAUUUGCAAAGUGUUUAGCUAACUAUGUACCUCUUACACCUCUCACUUUCAUCAAGAGAGCGUCCAUGGUUUACCCAACCCGCACUUCGAUCAUAUAUGACCGAGUCCAAUUCAACUGGAGACAAACAUACGAGCGAUGCUGCCGUCUAGCCGACUCUCUUCGGUCUCUUCAUGUUGUCAAGAAUGAUGUUGUAUCUGUACUGGCACCAAACGUACCCGCGUUAUAUGAGAUGCAUUUUGCAGUUCCUAUGGCAGGCGCUGUACUUAACGCGAUCAAUACAAGGCUAGAUGCCAAACACGUAGCGUCCAUACUCCGCCAUUCGGAAGCUAAGGUCUUGUUCGUAGAUUAUGAGUUUGUCCCCUUAGCAUCCGAGGGACUUCGGUUGUUAGUAGCCGAUAAUUUAGAAGACAAGGCUUGUGGCCGGAUUCAUAGGCCGCUUGUUGUCGUGAUCGAUGACAUUAGCAACCCCACCGGGGUGCGUCUUGGCAACCUAGAGUAUGAGCAACUCGUCGAUGAUGGAAAUCCAAAUUACUGUGGUGAAGAUUUGGAAGACGAGUGGGAUGCUAUCGCGCUGAACUACACGUCUGGAACCACCUCUGAACCUAAAGGGGUGGUCUAUAGCCACCGAGGGGCUUUUCUAAGCACAAUGAGCUUGAUUCAAGGGUGGGAACUCUGUACUGAGGCGGUGUACCUAUGGUCACUACCAAUGUUCCAUUGUAACGGUUGGACGUUUCCAUGGGGCGUGGCAGCUAGAGGUGGCACCAACGUUUGCAUACGCAACACGACCGCAAAUGAAAUGUACACUAGUAUUUCCAAGCACAAUGUGACUCACAUGUGUUGUGCACCUGUUGUGUUCAACAUUCUUUUAGAGGCGAAACAGCAUGAGCGUUGCGAAAUAACCUCUAAGGUAAAUGUUCUUACAGGCGGUGCACCGCCGCCAGCUCCUCUCUUGGAGAAGAUGGAAGACAUGGGAUUCAACAUAACACAUGCUUACGGUCUUACUGAGGCCACAGGACCUGCCCUCGUAUGCGAGUGGCAAUCGAAAUGGAAUCUUCUAGCUAGAGAUGAUCAAUCCAGAUUGAAGGCUCGGCAGGGUGUAAGUAUACUCACACUCGCUGAUGUGGAUGUCAAGAACAAGAAAACAAUGAAGGGUGUUCCGCAUGAUGGUAAGACAAUGGGGGAGAUUGUACUCCGCGGAAGCAGCAUCAUGAAAGGGUACUUCAAAGAUGACAAAGAAACUGCAAAUGCCUUUCAGAAUGGAUGGUUCUUCACUGGUGAUGUCGGAGUUAUCCAUCCAGAUGGAUACAUUGAAAUCAAAGACCGAUCAAAAGAUGUGAUUAUAUCAGGAGGCGAAAACAUCAGUAGUGUAGAACUAGAGUCGGUUCUAUUCAAACACCAUGCCAUACUCGAAGCUGCCGUGGUCGCGAUGCCUCAUCCACGGUGGGGAGAGAGCCCCUGUGCUUUCCUUGUGUUAAGAGAGACAAGUGAUGCUACUGAAGCAGAAAUCUUGGCAUAUUGUCAGAAAAAUAUUCCAAAGUUUAUGGUUCCGAAGAAGGUGGUGUUUGUGAAAGAGCUACCGAAAACAGGAACAGGAAAAAUUCAAAAACAAGUGCUUAGAAAACUGGCAAAAUCUCUUCAGAACUCAUGCACAAAGGAUAAAACUUCUUAAAAACACAGUUACUUUGAUCAUAUACAUACGCACCUAACAAUUGCAAUAUAUUGACCACAAUCCAUAGUACAUUGUCCUGGCCCCUGGGUAUUGUUUCCUUCCACUGUCAUAUAUCAACAUUUUUUUCUGAUUAA